This is a messenger RNA of Rhododendron vialii, 2942 nucleotides long. RefSeq lists its product as uncharacterized. The transcript has 5 exons. Gene Ontology annotation, cellular component: nucleus. NCBI's taxonomy places the organism in Eukaryota, Viridiplantae, Streptophyta, Magnoliopsida, Ericales, Ericaceae. The record is from RefSeq and is a predicted model, not a curated record. Bases 2332 to 2721 code for a protein of 129 amino acids. Gene Ontology annotation, molecular function: RNA binding.
GGCGGCGGCAAGUUUGGCGGCCGCGAUUACAGAAACAGUUCUCAGUACAACAGUGGGGAUGAUUACAAUUAUACCCAAUAUGCUGAUUCCUAUGCUGCAGACACUUCUAGUGCUUUUCCUUAUGAUGCUACUCCCAACAAUGCCUAUUAUGCUGGUGGAGGUAUUGAUUCUAAUGCUGUUGGUUCACAUGGUUACAACUUUGAUCAGGAAGGUAUCGUAGCUAGUGGUUGGGAAUGAGUGCAUGGUUCGUAUGGUCCUUUUUGUUUAGUCUGGUAUUGGUAUAUAGUAGGUAAUCUAUAGCAGAGAUCGUAAAACGUUAAUGACAGUAUGGAAACAGAGAUGACAAAUAGGAUCCAAACAGUUAACAAGAAGUUAAGUUCACAAACAAAUAGUUAAGGUGGUAGCAUGUUUUUGUUGAGCAGGUGAUCCAUAUUUAGCUUACCCUUUUGACUUGGUGGAAUGACAUUGAUAGUUUUUGCCGGUAGAUUCUUCUGGGAAGAUUGUUCAUCUUGAUGGGAUGUUGUCGUUUGUAAUGAGGAUGCUUACUUGCGUACUUUAAGCUCUUGCUAAUACACAUGCCUAUUUUGUCUCAGCUUCAUCUUGUAUGUUAUCUUUACGUAUUUUGCCUUAUUUCCAGCAAUCUGGAAUAUGGAUGCCAAUAUCAUUGCAGGCCUUUUUUAACCUGUAUUAUGCACUGCAAGAUGCAUGUCUCAUUGGUACUCGUCUUACGAAGUCUCUAGCGUAACGGUAUUCUGUGAAAAUCAUGUUUGUCAAAAGCAUUCUAGGUUGUGGAUACUUUUGAGCAGGUAUUUUUGAAGAUGUGUCUAAUUUGUAGACACAAAGAGGGACUGCGUUCGGGAUUGGUAUUUACUUGGCAUCUACCAAGGAUACACUGUCCUCUCUUCCGGGCUUCCUAAUGUUACAUGGUUUUUUCCUCUUUAUCAUACCAGUUUGAUGAAGAUGUUGCCCAAGCUGUUUUUAGCAGAAUGAGCAUGAAAUUGGUUGGAAGCUUCUCUCAUCAAUUCGGCUCAAUCGAUGGGAAGCUUGAUGUGUGCUUUCUGAAACUUCUUGUUUCAUCAUCUUAUAGCAUUUGAAUGGGUGAUUUACUGAAUCACCAAGUACUUUCACUUUGAAAAUGGUAUUUAAAUUAGUGUUCUGAUAAAUCUCAACCCCGGCCAAAAGUUGUUUUCAUACAUGCGAAGAGAACUUUUUGAGGUGCAUUUUUAACCGGCCAAAUGUUGGAAACAGAAGUCACCUUGAUUUGUUGUCAGUUUUGAGAUAAAAAAAGUUGCACAGGCUUGUAUAUUUUUUUGUCUUUUGUAAAGUUUUUCAACAUUUCAACAAAUUUUUUUUUUUUUUUUUUUUACUUUUUGAAUAAAGGUAUGCUAUAUGUCAAAAAAGGAAAAAAUAGAUAAAUAAUUUGUUACUAAAAAUUUACUAAAGACGCAAAAUUACAAAUGAUGAAAUAGUCAAAAUUGUUGGAGAAGAAAAAGGAGGUGAGUCUUUGGCUAGAAAAUACGAACUUUGCUGCUAGCCCCAAUUUGUGCUUUUAACCAGGGGUGCAAACAAAACGACGUUGGCUCGUGUCAUUAACGUUGAAAAUAAAAGCCCAAAUGUUUGAGUUGGAGCUCAAGCUCGAUUAGUGUUUUAGAAUUCCAGCUCGGUUUGGGUAUUAAAUGAGUCUAAGCAAGGCCAUACGUACGAGUCAAACUUAGGCUAAUUCGAUCUCGACUCGUUUACUAAGUGAGUCGAAAAUUUUGUUCGAGCUCGGCUCAUUCAUAAACAGACUGAGCCAAAUCCUUAAUGAGCCAAAAGUCUAGCCCUUCUUACGAACAAUUCGAUUCGUUUGUAGCCCUACUUUUAACCAUCGCAAAUACUAGGAGACAAACUUUGUUAGGAAAGAAGAUGAGGUAAAAGUUUUUUUUUUUUUAAAAGACAAACUUCUUUAGGGAAGAAAAAUCAGUGUAAUUUUUUAAAACAAUCGCCUAUCAAACACAGAUCGUGCACUGAUCAAUCUGUAGUCCACUUUGGGUGCCACACAAAUGAUUCGAGUUAUUCAUUAAAUUACAAAUGAUUCGAGUUAUUCAUUAAAUUUAAAAUAAUUUUAAGAAUGUGAGUUCAAUCUGCAAUAAUUAGAAACCUCGGUGGCAAUAAAAUGCAAUUUACAUAUAGAUAACAUCAGUUGCAUGUGUAUACAUACUGUAUCUCUCCUGAUUUUUCCUACAUACUUGUAUUUCUUAUAUAUAUAUAUAUAUAGAGAGAGAGAGAGAGAGAGAGAGAGAGAAUUAGGGUUAGGGUUUCUGAUCCAAAUCGGUCGCUAAUUCCUCAGCAAUGGAAGCCAUCACGGAAGGAGUGAACAACAUGAACAUCAGCGGCUUGCAAAAGAAGAACCGCAUUCAAGUCUCCAACUCCAAAAAACCCUUGUUCUUCUACGUUAAUCUCGCCAAGAGGUAUAUGCAGCAGCACAACGAUGUGGAACUUUCUGCGCUGGGCAUGGCUAUCUCCACAGUGGUCUCCAUUGCAGAAAUUCUUAAAAAUAAUGGAUUGGCUGUUGAGAAGAAGAUUAUGACAUCUACUGUCGAUAUGAAGGAUGAAUUACGAGGACGGCCUGUUCAGAAAGCUAAGAUUGAGAUAUUACUGGGGAAGACUGAGAAGUUUGAUGAGUUGAUGGCAGCUGCUAGGGAGGAGAGGGAACUUGGAGAAGGUGAAGAGCAGAAUUGAAUGAGAGGCUCCUCCAAUGGUUUAUCUUCUGCGCUUUGUUUUAGCGAGUCAGUCGUGUGGGCAAAAGCACUUAGACCAGUUGAUUCCUUCUAUGAUAGUUGUCUAUGGUCUUUUGUUCAGAAUGAGUUUUGGUAGCUAUCGAGUGCUAUUUCCUUGGAAUGUAGAAACAAGCACCAUCUUCUACUUGUAUUCAAAUUGGUUAUUUGAUUUUUUUUACCAAA